AUGGACAAAUUUGAACAUUUGAAAAAGUUCAAUUAUGAAGACUUUCAAAAUAUACAAGAUCUACCGAAUAUUUCAGACGAAUUAAUCGAAAUCAAAUAUGCUUAUUUGAAAACGAGCAAUUCUCAUGUUACCAUCAAAAUUUUAAAAUAUAAUGAAAAUGAAUAUUACAAUAGAUUAAAUGGAGAAAUACAAAAUUUAAAAAAUAUUCUCGCCAAUGAAAAUGUGAUCAAAUUUCUUGGUGUCACUAAAGGGGUGAUAUUAUGGGAGAUAUCAAGCGGUAAACCAGCAUUUGAUAAUAAUCAUGGGAUAGAUAUAGACAAAUUAAAAGGUUCUCUUUUAAAUGGAAAAAGAGAAUUACCCAUCAAUUUAACACCUGUAGAUUACAAAGAUCUUUAUUGUGAUGCAUGGGAUAUGGAUCAUACCAAACGUCUAUCAAUUAAUGAGGUCGUCGAUUGUCUCGAAGAAAUUGAUCUUGAUUUCGUGUAUCACGAUUAUGGUUGUACUCCAAAAAUUUCUUGUAGAAAAAAUAAUUCUACUACAAAAGAGGAAGCUUGCUUAAAAAUCAUUGAAGGUUCGCCUCGAAAUCACUACCUUUUCCUUCCUGAAGGUGUAAUAUUUGUAGGAAGGAAAGAUUCAAAUGACAUCGUUAUAAAAGAUCAAGAAAUUAAAAAGAAACAUGCAAAAAUUAACAAUUAUCAUGGGCAAGUUGAAAUCACUUGCUUUGAUUUUAAAUCAAAAAUUUUUAUUAAUGGGACACAGCUUGAUUUUCAUACUCUAUAUAAGUUGAAAAAUAAUGACAUAAUUAAAAUGGGAAAUAGCACUUUUCAAUACCUUCCCGCCGCUAGAGAACUUAAAAAAAACAUUGAUUCACGUUUACAGAUUUAUAAUAACUAUUAUUUGAUGAAAAGUCUGAAUGAAGAAUUUGAAAAUAACAAAAGCAGCCGAAAUAAACAAAAAUUGAGUUUAUUGUUUUGUGAUUUGGAUCACUUUGGAAAAGUUAAUAAAGAACAUGGCCAUGAGGCUGGAGACUAUGUUUUAAUAAAAUUUUCAGAGUUAAUCCAAAAUGAAUAUGUUCGUAAUAACGUUAUUUUUUCUAGAUACGGUGGAGAAGAGUUUACUAUUCUUCUCAUUAAUAUAAAUUUAAAGUCGGCCUGCAAAAUUGCUAAAGAUAUUCGAACCUCUAUUGAAGAAUAUCAAUUUAGUUACAAAGAAGACAAACAACUGUCUAUUACACUUAGUAUUGGUGUUUCCGGAAUGAACUCCUCGAUUAAAGAGUCUAAAGACAUAUUAUAUCAUGCCGAAGAAGCUUGUAGGAUGGCCAAAAAAUAUGGUCGUAAUAGGGUGGUAAUAUGGGAGAAUGAACAAGUAUCAAUCCGUAUUAUUUUAGGUAAAGACACAACUGUAGUCAAAAAAGACAAUAAAAAGGCAUACAUGUUGUUCUUGGAAUCCGCAGCUGGUGGAAAUAAUGAAGCACAGAUUAAGCUACAAUUGGAAUUCCAACCUCUCAUUCCAUCUCAAGCCUCACCAUUUCCGUCAGACGAAAAUGAAGUUUUAAAAAUUGAUACAAAAUGGUACUCAAUUUUGGGUGAAAAAUUACCUUUAAUCGAACCCAAACAUUAUUUCAUAUUUAGUGAACUUAUUCUUCAACCAAAACUAUUAUCUCAUCAAAUUCAUGCAAAUGUGGCAGCAGUUCUUCCAUAUAUUCGACAGCAAGUUAAAAUGCGUGAAGUUGACAUUCUUAAAGCCGAAAACUUUGCAAAUUUAAUCAAUGAUGAAGAAGAUGAAUCUUCUGAUAAUGAAUCAAAGGAUGAAAGCAAAAAGUUAAUGAACAGAUUAUCUAGAUUUGAUUGCCUUGCUACUUUAUUGGCCUCUGCUGAAUCUACUGUUGCUCAAAAUAUUUUUCAAAUUAUAUCACAAUUUCCAAUUGCACUUCCUUUAUUGAUACCCGAGUUAGAUAACUCUGAGAAGUUUAAAAUAAUGCUUCCUUUAUAUACCGGACCAGCUAUCAAAUGGUGUACAAGCAAUGGAUCAAUUAUAGAAAAUCAUCUUUUUGAGGAUUCUUUUAAAAUGAUUGUUGCAGUUCGGAUUGGAAUGAAUCCUCAAGGCAAAAGUACCAUACUUAAUCGGUUGAUGGCUUCAAAAUAUAUGUUCACAUCAUCUUCUGAGCCAAGAGCCGAGUAUGGAAUUCCACACAUGAUCAAUGGAAGUGUUGAGUUUGUUUGGCUAACAGAAGAGACUUGUGGUGCUGAUCUAUGGAACAACGUUUUUAAAAAUCAUUAUUAUUAUGAAGGAAGAAAUGAGAUUGUAUUGCUUGCAAAUUUACAUGGUGACGCUUUAUAUCAUAAAGAUCAAAUUGAAUUUCUAAAACAAUUGGCUUCUUGUUUCUUGGUUUUUUUGAUGCCUGGGCAUGAUGAAAAUCAAAGAAUUAAACUGGAAUCAUUAAUUGGUUUAAAAAAAGUUAGAUACAUCUAUGUGAAUCCUGAGAAUAAUGUAGAUGUAAGGGAUAAUUACAUAAUUGAUACAAAAUCUUUGAUGAGUAAUGAAGAAUGUGAAAUUUUUAAAGAUGUCUUAGAUCUUGAUUCUGCCGAGCAUGGUAAAUUUCCAAUUAAUAAACUAAAAAUGGAAGGAACACUUCGACUUGCUGAAACUAUAAAAUGUGAUGAAUCCCAGAAAAUUAUAAAAGAAAUUAUAAAAGUUAUUAAGGACAAAACUUGCCGUCAUAUUAAAUUAGAGAUUGUACAACUUCAAAGAAAAGAAUUUGAGGAUCAAUCCGAUUUCUCAAAAUUUUCGCAGUUCACAAAAGAGUUGAAAUUAUUCAGUUCUAUUAUAGCACUACCUAUUAGAGAAAGAAUAAAUGCUUUAGCACAUCUUGAAAGAGAGUUAUCCAGGCUUUCCACAUUGGAGUCUUCUAAACCUCGGAAUGACGCUAUAUCGAAAAAGAAACAAUUAAAUAACGUGAAUAUUGUGAAAAAUGAUAAAGAAAAAAACCAAAUUCGUGAAGCAAUUAUAAAACUUUGGGAAGAAGUUGAUAACACAAGUUUGGGAAUCGAACAUUUCUUUCGAGGAUUAGGACAUAUGUAUAACAUCUAUAAAAUUUUUAUUUCUGAUCCAAAAGUAAUGAUUUUUGACGAUGGUCUAACAAAAGAAAAUAUUUUGAAACUACCAGAAUAUUAUGCAGAGUUGUUAAUUAAUGGUCACACUAUAGAAUUGGUUGAUGGUGAUUCUGCAGCUAUAUCUGAAGCUUGGUUCUUAGCAGUUUGUAGUUAUAUUAAUAGAAAAUUUCCCAAUCUUAGGGUUUAUGUAAUCAGUAUACUUGGAUUACAAUCUUCUGGAAAGUCCACUCUCCUAAAUGCACUUUUUGCAAGUAAAUUUACUGUUUCAGAAGGACGUUGUACUAGGGGGAUUUUUAUGCAAUUUUUAUUUUUAGAAAAAGACUUAUCUGAUCAACUUGGCGUUGAUGCUUUUAUUUUGAUUGACACUGAGGGACUUGGUGCAUUAGGGAAAAUGGGAGAAUUAGAAACAGAUAAGAAGGAUCAAAUAAUAGCAACAUUUGUAAUGCGAAUAAGUCAUUUAAUAAUUAUUAACAUACUUGGGGAAUCAAUGAAAGAGAUCUUACAGAUAACUAUUAGAACAAUGGCAAAUCUUAACACGUCUCCAAAUAUACUUAUAAUACAGCAUGUUGUAGAAAAUUAUAAAACAAAAUCAAUAGAACUAGAACAGAAAUUUCAAGACAUUUUUCAAGAAGUUUUAGAAAACGUCAAACAUAUAGACGGUAAAAUGGAAGCAUGCAACUUUGAGUGUCUUAGUAAGAUGAAAGAUAAAAAACUUUACAAAAUAUUUGCACCAUUUAAAAAUGAUAAGAUUUGCCAUAAGGAUAUUGUUGACUUAUACAAUUCUAUAAUUAAUGAAUGUAAAGAUUCAAUAAUUAAAGUAACAUUUUCAGAAUGGUUUCCACUAAUUAAAGGAUAUUGGGAUACAGCAUUAUGUGAAGAUUCAUUUAUCCUAAAGUUUAAAGAAACCUUUGAUUUCAUUAAACUUGGAAAGCAAAUCGCAAAAUUGAAAGUAAUGAUUGAUAUGGCAUUUUUAAAACAUAAGGAAUCGAUGGAAGAAAAAAUUCGAAAUAUUGUUCAAGAACAGAUUUCAAAAGGUUCAAGUGUGGAUUCAAUUAAAUCAGAAUGUGAAGAAUUGAUUAAAAAGUUAAAUAAUGUUCCAGAGAUUAGAAUUAAGGUAGAUUGUGAAGAAUGUAAAAAAGUAGCUAAAGAGAGAGAUGAAUUUGAAAAAAGAAAUUAUGUUAUGGAGAAUGAAACGAUCGAAGGGUAUAUCAUUGAUUGUCGUGAAUCUACUUCUAUGGAGCUUAAAAAGAUGCUUGAUAGUAGUUUAACGCGAAAAAAAUUUUUCAGCCAUUAUGAAUUUAUUGACAAGUUAUUAGAAAUGGUUGUAAGCACACAGAAGGGAAUAGGUAAUAUAUGGAACUCGUUGCGUGAAAGAGUAUUGGCAGAAAAUAAAAAAUUUAUGAAUGAAGAGAUUGAUAACAAAGUAUAUCAAGAAUAUAGAACGACGUGGACGCCAGAUCAUUUCAAAAAUUACAUAAAGAGAAAUAUUCCAGAAUUAUCUAAUAUUGAUGCAAUAUGUUAUCCUGGUUGGUUUUCAAUGAAAAAACGUUUUGGUCCAGAUGAUAUAGCAUGGCUCAAAAAUGAAAUUAAUCGUGUGAUAGAACAAAUUUCAUCUAAGACUAACAAAUUUGAUUCUGAAGUUGUUCAUAAACUUAAAGAUGAAACAGAAAAAAUAUUGGAUAAUCUUUCAACUCAACUUGACGUAAAAUUUAAUUCCGAAUUUAAAAUAAAUGUUCAUGUUUACGCGUUAUUAGAGAUGUUAGGAAUUCUAGAAAAAUGGGACAAACAUAAUACACUACUUGGAGUGCUUGAUAAAAUAGAAGCCGAAUAUAAAGAAAAGAUUGAGAUUCGUGUUAAAUAUGACCAUUUGCCUACAUAUAAAGGUCAUGUAACUGGUGACUAUUUAUUGAAAGCUAUUCAUAAAAAAGCGAUAAAUGCAGAAAGUCGAGAUCGAAUAGAUAAUGUACUUAGCAUUCCUUGGAUAGGGUCUUCUGAAACAAUUAGACUUAAAUAUUUUAUUGAACUUGCUGAGCAAAUUCGUAAUGGUGACAAAGUUAAAGCAGUACUGCACUUUUCAUCCCCUAAAAAAAGGAUUGAAGAGUGGUUUCAAGACAAGGUUAAUAAGUAUACAAAAAAAGAAAAAGGACAAAAAUAUAAGGAAACUUUUGAUAAGCAACUUAAUGAUGUUUAUCAGGAAAUUAGCAAAUGUAAAAGUUAUAAUGAUAUCAGAAAAUUUGUAAAUAAAUAUAUGGCACAGAUUGGUGAUAUUGACUAUCAAUUGAACAUUAAAGAUAAUUCAAUUAAUGAAAAUUUUGACAUGUUUUAUGAAGCUAUCGUGAAAGAACUCGAAGAUAAAUGUAAAGAUCAUUGUCAGCUAAAAGAAGAAUCAUUACCAAAUCCAUCGGAUGAUAAAUUGGUUAAGAAAAGGCUUGGAUGCACAAAACAUUGUUACUGGUGUGGAGCUUUAUGCUGGGGAGAAAGAGACCAUGAUAAGAAUAGUGGAGAGACAAAGAGUCAUCAUUCUAGCCAUCAACCGGGGGGCCUUAAGGGGACACAAUAUAAAAGCACGAGAAAACUAGUUGCGAUAUCGUGUCACAACCGUUCGGAUGAAACAAAGGUGUAUUAUUCUAUAGAUAAUGAUGCAAAAAUUCUGGAAUGGGGUGAAGCAAAAUCCACUGACUUCAAAGAUUGGAAAUUUGAACCCCAUUAUAUCACUAAUUUUAAUGAAAUUAUGUGUUGGUUUUUUGAAAAUUUGCAUAAAGAUCUAGCAGAAAAAUAUCAUAGCAAACCAGCAGAUGAGUUAGAAUUAAGAAACCACG
Messenger RNA from Cetraspora pellucida, 5932 nucleotides. Lineage: Eukaryota; Fungi; Glomeromycota; Glomeromycetes; Diversisporales; Gigasporaceae. The record is from the annotation of a GenBank genome assembly.